AUGGACGCCAGCCUGCCGAAGCGGAAGGAACCCGGCAAGUCCCUGCGCAUCAAAGUCAUCUCCAUGGGCAACGCCGAGGUGGGCAAAAGCUGUAUUAUCAAGCGAUACUGUGAGAAAAGAUUUGUGUCAAAAUACCUUGCAACAAUUGGAAUUGACUAUGGAGUCACAAAGGUACAAGUCAGAGACAGAGAGAUCAAAGUGAACAUCUUUGACAUGGCUGGACACCCCUUCUUCUAUGAGGUGCGAAACGAGUUCUACAAGGACACACAGGGCGUGCUGCUGGUCUACGACGUGGGGCAGAAGGACUCCUUUGAGGCCCUGGACACGUGGCUGGCGGAAAUGAAGCAAGACCUUGGGCCUCACGGGAACAUGGAAAACGUGGUCUUCGUAGUGUGUGCCAAUAAGAUUGACUGCACCAAGCACCGCUGUGUGGAUGAAAGUGAAGGGCGUCUUUGGGCCGAAAGCAAAGGGUUCCUGUACUUUGAAACUUCAGCACAAACCGGAGAGGGAAUUAAUGAGAUGUUCCAGACCUUUUAUGCAUCCAUAGCUGACUUAUGUGAAAAUGGCGGGAAACGUCCUAUCCCAAAUAGCAGUGCUGGUUUCACCAAAGAACAAGCAGACACCGUUCGCAGAAUUCGGAGUUGUAAAGACAGUUGGGACAUGUUGGGAGUCAAACCUGGAGCCUCAAGGGAGGAGGUGAACAAGGCCUACCGGAGGCUCGCCGUUCUGCUGCACCCUGACAAGUGUGUGGCGCCGGGCAGCGAGGACGCCUUCAAGGCGGUGGUGAACGCUCGCACGGCCGUCCUGAAAAACAUCAAGUAG
Molecule: messenger RNA, 822 nt
Organism: Pipistrellus nathusii (Nathusius's pipistrelle)
Lineage: Eukaryota; Metazoa; Chordata; Mammalia; Chiroptera; Vespertilionidae
Source: the annotation of a GenBank genome assembly